Orbilia oligospora ATCC 24927 is the source of this 1512-nucleotide messenger RNA. RefSeq lists its product as uncharacterized. The transcript has 3 exons. NCBI's taxonomy places the organism in Eukaryota, Fungi, Ascomycota, Orbiliomycetes, Orbiliales, Orbiliaceae. The record is from RefSeq and is a predicted model, not a curated record. The coding region runs from base 1 to 1512 and encodes 503 amino acids.
AUGUCUGUCGACGUCGUCGAGAAGAAUCUUAUAGAUCUUCAACCCCAGGGUAACCCCACAGGUCCGCGCUCUCUCUCGCAUUACCAACGCAGUGAUAGAAAAUGCGUUACAGUGCAAAUAUUGCCGUAUACUAGACCAUACGUGCUACCUUUUUCGAAAGUUUUAACUGCCGAUGAUUUUAUAAAUGUGAUAUCAACUUUACCAGAAGCGAGCGCAACCGAUGCAGCUGAAGUCAAGACAAAUCUUCAGAAUGGGAAAUGGAGGAUAAUUGACGAAGCUGGAUUGGUGGUUAGAAUUCAGGAUUGGGAGGACUUGGCAGGUGAAGGUGCUCAGGUUAUUGUUGAUACCAAUGGGGGCGUCAAGAGGGAGAGUGAGAGGGUUGAUGCUCCCCCUCCUCCUCCUACUACCGCUACUACUACUUCUACUUCUACCACGGUAGUCAGUGCGGAUGCUGGGGAACCGGAGGUUGUAUCUACGAAUGGGGAACAGGAAAAAACCAAACCUGCAAAGCAUGCGGUGGACCAGCUGGCUAGUCUUGUUACGCGUGCGGCAAAAGACGAGCCGGAGGAGGCGAGAGAAGAGAAGGAGGAGGAGGAGCGGGAGACAACUGAACCACAUCCUCAACAGCAGAAAAAGGCAAUUGAAGAACCACGGAGACAAGAAUACAGGGAGAGUGUAUCUCAGGAACAAGCGCCAGCCGCGCCCGCAGGUGAUCCUGAAUGGGCCUCUUGGGACGCUACUAAUCAAAAAUCACAGGUAGCUGGAAGCGACUGGGACACCACCGGUCCUGUCGCUCCUGUAGACGAAGGUUGGGGUUCUGGUAGCGUUUCUGCUCCUCGAGAUUCCGAUUGGGGUAGCUCAACUCCCCGAGACUCGGAAUGGGGUACUACUAGUAGCUCUGCCCCCAGAGAUUCUGACUGGGGCUCCAAUUCUACGUUUCACCCUCGCGAGAAAGGCAGCGCCACCACCCGCUGGCCUCGCAAUUCGGUUUCCAAUUCCGACCGAUCUAGUUAUAUCCCUCGAGAGCCCAGUACCUCAAAACCUUACGGCAAAACCUGGAAGGUCCAACGCUCAACAAGUCCGAAUGGAUUUUCCAAGGGUAAAUUCCCAAAAAAAGUCCACCUUACAUUCUACGCACCUUUCAAACUGCCUCGAGGAUUCCCACCGACCCCGCAGCCGCUAUAUAAUAGGUUUUCAAUUCCACCAGAGACUACAAUGUCUCAAGUAGCAUUGAAGGUUCUUAGCAGACAUCCAUUCAGUAACAUGCCAGUCCCGAAUGGAGACUUCGAGCCUGAGAAUCAUGUUUUUGUAUUUUUAGAGUUGAAGGAAGAGGUUGUUGAUGGGAAACGAGUCUUGGAAAGAGGAAGGAUUAUGAAGGUUCUUGGGAGAACAAGCAUGGAGGAAAUGGGGCUCAGUACUGAAGGUGGGAUGGAGGGUUUUGGGAGGUAUUAUUUCAUUGUUAAGGAUUUCUUUGCAAGGGAUCUGGAUUUUGAAGGGAUUGAGAGGAAUUGA